Messenger RNA from Cercospora beticola, 2336 nucleotides. RefSeq lists its product as uncharacterized. Gene Ontology annotation, biological process: transmembrane transport. Lineage: Eukaryota; Fungi; Ascomycota; Dothideomycetes; Mycosphaerellales; Mycosphaerellaceae. Gene Ontology annotation, molecular function: transmembrane transporter activity. The record is from RefSeq and is a predicted model, not a curated record. Gene Ontology annotation, cellular component: membrane.
AUGGAACCAACAUUGACUGAUGACACGCUUGAGAACAAAUCCAAGCGUCCUCGCAGUCAUCCACCGAACUGUGCAGGCCAGGAGCAGUCCCGAAAACUCGACAUCGCUACAAGAAAAGCACGUGCAAAGUCACAACGAGACUUCGUGCCUGGGACUCACGACUCCUGGCAGCUUCCACCAUUCCACGAACCUUCCAUCUCAAGGAGCAGUUCACGGAAGUCCGCCGUGAUGCCGCUCAAGCCUAAGCCAUCCUUCACUCGACUGCAAAGUCUCGACAGCCUGAUCACCUAUCGCAAAGAGAAAGCCGAGUGGAAGCGAGUCUCAUCCUAUCUGCAAUCUGCCCAGACCGAUGGAGAUCGAGAACAACACGAAGUUCCCUACACCGAUUCCCAAGCCCCAACUCGAGCCCACACAAUCCGAUCAGAAACCGACACGGUCGCCGGCGCCGACCUCGCCUUCGACGAGAAGCCAUCCUCUUCACCUCCUCGUUCUCCUGGCGGCGACUCAAUCGACGACGAUGAACACCAAACAGCCUUACCAAAACUCCCUCCACCUCCUCCCCCGACCUCUGAGCAACCAAAGAACACAUUCCGCACCUCUGCCGCUGAGAUUGGAUUCUGCUUCACAAUCGCCAUGACGCAAUUCCUAGCAGAAUACAUGAUUUCCGGCUUUGCCAUCGAACUCCCCAAAAUCAUGAACAAAUAUGCCAGCAAUGAUACCGAUCCAGGCUCGAUGGGAAUGUUCUGGCCUGCAUCAUUGCUGAGUCUGAUACUAUCCGCCACACUCCUCAUCUUCGCUCGCAUCAGCGAUAUGUAUGGCGGGUAUCUUCCAUUCAUGUUCGGCGUCAUCUGGCUCGGAAUUUGGUCUUUGCUAGCAGGUUUCGCAAAAGCAACAGUCCUACUCGACAUCAGUCGUGCGAUGCAAGGGCUGGCCAUUGCAGCGUAUAUCCCUUCGACAUUCGCUAUGGUUGGCAGCAUUUACCCCGAAGGCCCGAGGAAGAAUCUUGUACUGGGACUGUAUGCUGGUUGUGCGCCUUUGGGAUUCUUCGCUGGAUUCUUGGCUGCUGGUGCGUUACCGGAUGACGCCCCAGGUUGGUAUUUCUGGAUUGCGGCGAUCUUGUCGUUUGUUACGGCAAUUACUGCUUAUUUGACUGUGCCGCAUGACAGAACUGAUCGGAAACAGUUGAGUUUGAAGAUGGAUUGGAUAGGGGCUUUCCUCAUUACUGCUGGGUUGAUCUUGGUGGCUUAUGCGCUUGCUGUGGAGCCUUAUGCCAGUCAGAAUGGGAGAGGACACUCUGGAUGGACGACUCCUAUGGUUCUGGCACCCUUGAUCUCUGGGAUUGCAUGUCUUGCCAUCGCAUUUUGGGUCGAAGGAUGGUACGCUGCAUGCCCAUUGCUACCUUUCGACUUUUUCUCACCAAAGAGCGUCAAAGCUUUCUCGCUGGCUUGCUUAUGCUUCUACGCAUCGUACGGAGUGUGGCUGUACGAAUCAGCUCAGUACUUCUCGAACGCUACUGCGACUGGCACAGCCAACGGCGUCCAUGGGUUGACGCUGGCAGCCUGGUAUACACCAACAGCCAUCGGUGGCCUGAUCCUUUGCGUUGCGGGCGGCGCAUUGCUUCACGUCAUCCCUAUAAUGAUAUUGCUAAUCAUCUCUGGUAUUGCUUGGAUCGGUGCACCACUUCUUCUGGCUAUGGCUCCCUUGCCAGUACACUACUGGUCAUUCGUCAUGCCAUCAAUGCUUUGCGCGACAAUCGGCAUCGACCUCACGUUCACGAUCUCUUGCGUAUACUUGUCCGCGGUCUCGCCGCUGCGAUACCAAGGCUUGGCUGGAGCUGUUUCAUCGAUUCUGGUCAACUUGGCAAUGUCUUUCUCGCUUUCGAUCUCCGAGAUUGUGGCUGUCAAAGCUGAGAGUGCGGUCGUCGUACCGGAUUACGCUUCACCGGCGGAGCAGAUGGUGUUUGCAGACCAAAAAGCCAUUCGAGGUUACAAGUACGCCUUCAUCUACGCUGCUGCCUCCGCUGGGUGCGGUCUACUCAUCGCAAUGUUAUUUGUACGAAUUUCUCGUUCGGUUGUGCAGAAGAAAAAGACUUUGGACUUGGAAGGCGAUGGCACGCGGCCGUCAUCUGAGGUUAGUACCCUCGUUGACUCGCCGCGGGCUUGAGAGAGAAAAGAGCUUGUGUCCGAAUUGGAGAAUAUUGGUUUGAGGUUUCUAUCAGCGUUCUUUGGGAAAGGCGUUUCAAGACUGGCAGCUUCACAGCUACUUUGUGUACAUAUAAACAUCGCAAGCGACGGGUACGGGCGACCACAAAAUCGAGUGUCCGGUUUGGCACUCUU